AUGUAUACUUUUUCCAUUGGUUUCUCCACCCUGUUCUUUUUUUUUCCUCAGAGAUCAUCCAAAAUUUUGCGGAAGGACUUGAUAGGCAGCAUGUCUGAGGAAUCUUUCACGGUGACCGGCAAUGUGCAAUACUACCAGAGGUUCUGCCUCGACAACCUGGGUAGGCCGUUGGUGGAUGGCAACCCACAGCUCACUGCAGGAUGGGACGUACCAUCUUAUCCUGUGAUAUUCCACGAGGCGCUUCCAAUUGAUGAGACUGAGAAACCAAAUCAGAAUCGAGCAAAACGCAGUAAAGCAACCUGCUGGAACUGUGGCAAAGAAGACCAUUCGCUACGGGAUUGCCCCUACCCGAGAGAUCCUGUCAAGAUCAGCAUGGCCAGGAAAGAGUUUAUGGAUAAGGGCCCUGUGAACCUCUCGCUGCAACAGCGAUACCAUCACGAUGGUGAGGAGGGAGGUCGGGACCAUCGAUUCAACCAUUUCAAACCGGGUCAGAUCAGCGACAAUCUUCGAGAAGCCUUGGGCCUGGACCAGGACAGCAUUCCUCCUUACAUCUACCAGAUGCGGGGGCUAGGUUACCCACCUGGCUACCUCAAACAUGCCGAGGUGCUGAAGUCAGGACUAACGGUGUAUGACAUGAAAGAUGGAGAUGAACCUGGACAGAUCGAAUCGGAUGAGACUAACGCCCGGCCGACUUACGAUCCUUCCAAGCUGAUCGAAUACCCAGGAUUCAAUGUAGCACUACCAGAAGGCGUCAGAGAUCCCCACGGUGUGCCCCCGAUGCACCCUGCCCACAGCAAAGACGCCUAUCAAAUGUUCAUGACUCCGCCCAGGGCGGAGUCAUCUGACAACGGGCGCAAGAGAAGAGGCAAGGACUUUGGGGAAGACCCCAGCAAGAAGCGACCGCGAUCGGACAGAGAGGACAUUGACAUGGACUUGGAAACACCAGAUGCCAGGAAUGGUGAUUCCCUCGAAGGUACUUCAGCCUUCAAGCCCCCGUUACCCCCCACUCCAAUACCUGAGACUCCGCCCCCUUUGCCAACCUCCACUCCCCCAGCCACACCCGGCAACACGCCAAGGUUGACAUCUGCGGACACACCUAGCGAGUUUCCCUCUGUCGACAGCCCAAGCCAGUCCUCGUCCACGCCGCGCUCAAUGUCGCCCUCUAUAGACGACCUGCAGCUCAUGCAGAGCCGGCUGCGCGAGGCCCUGAUGCAGGCGGCGGCCGAAGACGGAAGCAGCGUGCCGUCCGACACCGACGCCAGCGACCGGUUUGUGGUGGACGGGGAGGAGUUCAUCGUGGAGUCGGUGUCAGAUGACGAUGUCGAAGAGACUCCAGAAGGAGCUUCUCAAGUAAAUGAUGAUGUCCCCAAUGUGUUGAAAAUCACGGAGGAAAGUGAGCCAAGAACACUUGAAGAUGACGAACAAGGUCACCUACCGGUACCAACUGAGAAAGAAAUCAACAUAAAGACAUCUGACGACGCCGCAGAUGAAGCAGUGAAUGCAAGCGCAGAACAGCAGACUUCUGACGCAGCAGGAAGCAGCGAGGAUCUGGAGCCAGGAGAAACGGCCGACGGCGGUUUGGAGCCGGGAGAGAUAGCCGACAGCAGCCUGGACGCGACCCCCAACCGCUCAGGGGUGCCACAUAUCAGCAAGUUUGCCGUGGGGAUCUCUCCCCACGAGAACGAGAACAUGUCUGAAGGGACGGGGAUGCUGAGGCGAAUCAUGAGCAUCUUCAAGAGGAAAAAAGACAAGCCUUCAAGCUGAGACGGACCUGUGCGUGGGAUGUUGUGAACAGUAGAGAUCCUCUCCAAAAGACUUGAUCAUGAAACCGUUUUUUUAAAGGUACAGUCCAUCAUUUGUAAUUUGUGCAUUUUGUUUGUUUGAAAUAACAAAGGUGCUCAAAAUCUAAUGAAGGGUGCUGAACAACUAACCUGAUGAACUUUCA
This is a messenger RNA of Patiria miniata (bat star), 1945 nucleotides long. It is a transcript of the gene zcchc8, whose product is annotated as zinc finger CCHC domain-containing protein 8-like. Bases 1 to 1764 code for a protein of 587 amino acids. The record is from RefSeq and is a predicted model, not a curated record. NCBI's taxonomy places the organism in Eukaryota, Metazoa, Echinodermata, Asteroidea, Valvatida, Asterinidae. The transcript has 9 exons. Gene Ontology annotation, molecular function: RNA binding; zinc ion binding. Gene Ontology annotation, cellular component: catalytic step 2 spliceosome.